This is a messenger RNA of Peronospora farinosa, 2295 nucleotides long. NCBI's taxonomy places the organism in Eukaryota, Oomycota, Peronosporomycetes, Peronosporales, Peronosporaceae. The record is from the annotation of a GenBank genome assembly.
AUGGCAGUGGCGAGCAGGUGGUGGAAUUGCACGUUUGCGCUUUUAGUGACGAUACAGGUGACAAUACGUUCAGCCUUUGCCGUGUCAGUGGAAUCGGACGAUUUGUCCGCGUCACUCGGUUCAGCAAGUUUAGCGGCUCUCAAGACACAGCGUCAAAAAUGCCUACAGUCUCCACCGACCAUGAUUACGUUAAAACAGAGCGCGUCGUCUUCGAGUGCAGCCUAUGUCAUCUAUAAAGACUGCGCCAUUUUGACCAUUCGUGCCGACCGCCAGAAGGAUGGCAAAUUAUCUAUGGACGCCUCAGGACAAAAGAUUCAGAUUGUCGAGAGCUUCCCCGAGGUCGACAUGAUGGACCUUUCAGACAACAGCAUUGUUGCUAUCCAAGAAAUAGACGACAAUAGUAUCUCAACGCUGGAUAUAUCUGCAAAUGACAUCAAAGACUUGACCAACAUCUUGAUACCCAGUGGUGUCUUAAUUCUGAAUUUGGACGACAACAAGAUUUCAGCGUUGUCGAAAAGCGACCUCCCAGACACGGUCACAUCGGUGUCAAUCCGAAACAACAGCAUCACAUCGUUGCAGAACUUUGGCAUGGGCGAUGCGACACAGUACAUCGACUUGAGUGGCAACUUGGUGUCACAGCUCACCAGCUGGCAGAUGCCAGACAGCUUACAGUCUUUCAAGUGCCAGAACUGCGGAAUCAAGAGCAUUGCGGGCGUGGUCUUUCCAGCAGCCCUGUCCCUUUCAACUUUCGAUCUGACAGGCAGCAACGUAGGGUUGUUCGAAGUUGCCAAUUCAAGUGUAAGUGUGCUCGAGGCUGUGGACAAUCUCGUAGUUACAACAAUUGGAUCCGGCUGCAGCGACAUUCAUGCCAUGUCUCGGGUUGCUCGCUCGAUGCACUUGUGUGUGCUCCCGGAUGACUAUUUUAACGCCAAGUACCUUUUGGGAGGAUCCGACAUUUCUAAUGCUCAAAAUCGAGGCACAUCUGUUCUUGAAGAAGAAAUCGGGGACCAUGUUGGCCUUAGUGAUUGGAUGAUGCUAGCAAUGAUCUGUCUCGGAGCGAUGAUGGCCUGUGUACUUGGUGGUGCUGUCUUUGUCGUCUGCCGUCGCCGACAAAAGGUUCGGGAUAAAGAGAUUACAGAAGCUGAACAUUUGGAGUUUGACCCGCAUGCUUCAUCAUCAUCCAAGGCGACAAAGUACAUACCGUCACACGUGACGGGCAUGUCACGAACUGGUCGAACGGACUCGGCACCAGAAAGAAUGAUGAGUAAUUCAACGUUCAAUUUCGUAAUGAACGAUAUUCGGACGGAUGAAGACAUAUUGCAGUGCAGAUUACUGCAGGAAGAAGUCGUGCGAGGAAAUCUGAUUGCGAAAGGCGGCUACGGCGCCGUCUACCUGGCCACAUUUCAGAACGAGAAGGUAGUGACUAAGCAGCUGCUGCCAGAACGGGCUCGUGACAAGCGCUGUUUGAGUAACUUCAUGGAUGAGAUCCGUCUCUGUUCGAUUUUGGACCACCCCAAGAUCGUGCACUUUAUUGGUGUGACUUGGAGCUCUCUGUUUGAUAUUAGCCUGGUCAUGGAGUACAUGCCUCAUGGCGACCUAAGCAGCAUGUUGCAGACGCAAUUGCAACGUGAGACUCGCGACGAAUACGCUCGAGACGGCUACAAUUGGUUUCAUUCGGUCGGAGAAGGUGGACCGUCGAAGUGCAAGUCGCUCAUUGCGCUUGAUAUUGCAGAAGGGCUCGUCUACUUGCACUCGUUUGAGAUUCCGAUCAUCCACCGUGACUUGAAGCCGAAAAAUGUGCUACUUAGCGAGUCAUGGGAAGCAAAAUUGACGGACUUUGGAAUUAGUCGUAAAGUUGAUGAAGACCAGACAAUGACUGCGGAGAUUGGUACGGUCUCUUGGAUAGCUCCAGAGGUACUGCGAGGCGAGCAGUACUCUGAAAAGGCAGAUGUGUACUCUGUUGGUGUCAUUUUGACGGAAUUGGACACAUGUUGUCGACCAUAUUCACAGGGAAUUUCGAUCGAUGACAAUCAUGACGGCAACAACAAGACGUCAAACACUCGUAUUGCCGUGUUGGUUAGUGCCGGUUCUCUUCGACCCGAGGUGCACAGGGACUGUCCACGUAGUGUGCGUAACUUGGUGGACAAGUGCUUGGCGUUUGACCCAGCGGAUCGUCCAUCAGCGUUGCAAAUUCACUAUGAACUACGUAAUUUGGAACUCGAAGAGGAGGAGCUGCUGGCGUCGGAGAGAUGCAUGUCGCAAACGCACGUCAAGGCUAGUAACAAGGGUGAGUAA